Capsella rubella is the source of this 857-nucleotide messenger RNA. RefSeq lists its product as uncharacterized. Gene Ontology annotation, molecular function: zinc ion binding. The record is from RefSeq and is a predicted model, not a curated record. Lineage: Eukaryota; Viridiplantae; Streptophyta; Magnoliopsida; Brassicales; Brassicaceae. The coding region runs from base 179 to 814 and encodes 211 amino acids. The transcript is spliced from 2 exons.
CAUAAGUCCCUGACCUGACCCUUAAUGCUUUUCUUUUUCCUUGAUUUUAUUUUGCUUUUUAAAUCUCUUGAUCCAAGAGUUCACGUUUACUUGUAACAGAAGUCUUUGUAAAUCAUAUUAGCAAAGCCUCGUCUUUUUUACUCUCUCUCUCUCUCUCUCUCUCUCUCUCCAAUGAAAAAUGUCAUCUUUCCAAAACUCUCACAUUGAUUUGGAAAAUGGUUCCGGCGACCGCUAUUACCGUCGAAGCGACGUCAGCGGUGAAGACAGUUCUUCUUGUGAUUACGACUACGAUUUCCACUCGGCUGUUCGUAGCUUUUGCGGCGAGUUUGAGAUUGCUGAUGAUGAUGACUUCGGUGGUGAUGAUGAAACAGAUCAUUCCGAAUCAGAAGCCUCUCGAUCAGUUGGCGGGUCUCCUGAAAAAGACUGCAGGAUUUGCCAUUUGGGUUUAGAGAGUAGUCGCCACGAAUGUGGAGACCCGAUGGUUCUUGGAUGUUCUUGUAAAGAUGAUUUGGGUUAUGUUCAUAAGCAAUGUGCCGAUACUUGGUUCAAGAUCAAGGGUAAUAAGACUUGUGAGAUUUGUCGCUGUAUAGCUCAAAACUUCUCUAAAGUUGCCAAUGAGAUUGAUCAAACAACGGUUGAAACCAAUGUGGAUGACGUGGAGGCCGGAAAUACAUCCACGGUGGUGGCCACAAGUGAUUCCGAUGACCGGAGAUUCUGGAGAGGAAAUAGAUUCCUUAAUUUCCUUUUAACAUGUAUGGUCUGUGCAUUUGUAAUCUCAUGGUUCUUUCACUUUAACUUGCCUUCACAACAAUGACAUAGAAGAUUUUGUAAAAAUCCUCUGUUUUUUUUUUUGCUUC